CUCUAGACAAACUCUAUAACUUUGCUGAUUGCUCUGGGCUGCACCUGAUCUUCGCAUUGAAUGCACUGCGACGAAAUCCUAACAAUUCCUGGAAUAGCUCAAGCGCUCUGGGUCUGGUUAAAUACAGUGCCAGCAAGAAGUACAACAUCUCUUGGGAACUGGGGAAUGAGCCAAACAACUAUAGGACUAUGAAUGGCCGUGCAGUGAAUGGCAGUCAGUUGGGAAAAGACUAUAUCCAAUUAAAAAGCCUAUUGCAGCCCAUCAGAACUUACUCCAGGGCCAGCUUGUAUGGGCCCAAUAUUGGGCGUCCCCGGAAGAAUGUCAUAGCUCUUCUAGAUGGGUUCAUGAAAGUAGCUGGGAGUACUGUGGAUGCUGUUACCUGGCAACAUUACUACAUUGAUGGCCGAGUAGUCAAGGUGAUGGACUUCCUGAAAACCCGUCUUUUAGACACACUCUCUGACCAGAUUAGGAAAAUUCAGAAAGUGGUAAACACAUAUACCCCAGGGAAGAAGAUUUGGCUUGAGGGUGUGGUAACCACCUCAGCUGGAGGCACAAACAAUCUCUCUGAUUCCUAUGCUGCUGGAUUCUUAUGGUUGAACACUUUAGGAAUGUUGGCCAAUCAGGGCAUCGAUGUUGUGAUACGGCACUCAUUUUUUGACCACGGCUACAAUCACCUUGUGGACCAGAAUUUUAACCCAUUACCAGACUACUGGCUCUCUCUCCUGUAUAAACGCCUGAUUGGACCCAAAGUUCUAGCAGUGCAUGUUGCCGGCCUCCAGCGGAAGCCACGGCCUGGCAGAGUCAUUCGGGACAAAUUACGCAUUUAUGCUCACUGCACAAGCCACCACAACCACAACUACGUCCGUGGGUCCAUUACACUAUACAUUAUCAACCUGCAUCGAUCAAGAAAGAAAAUCAAACUGGCGGGAACACUCAGGGACAAGAUUGUUCACCAGUAUCUCCUACAGCCCUACGGGCAGGACGGGCUUCAGUCAAAAUCAGUGCAGCUAAAUGGCCAGCCUUUGAUGAUGGUGGAUGAUGGAACUCUACCAGACUUGAAGCCCCGACCCCUUCGAGCUGGUCGAACAUUGGUUAUCCCACCAGUAACCAUGGGUUUUUAUGUAGUCAAGAAUGUCAAUGCUCUAGCCUGCCGAUAUCGAUAGGCCUUCUUUACAUUUAUGUGCCACUGGUGGACCUGCUGGAUCUGUUUUAAUUCUUCAGAGUAUACUUUUUUUUUCAUUGGCAAAUUAAAGCAGACUAAAAUAGACCCUACUUUCAAGUACUGCUGGACACAGCAAAGGCCUUCUUUCCAAGAAGAUACUAAGU
Antechinus flavipes (yellow-footed antechinus) is the source of this 1326-nucleotide messenger RNA. It is a transcript of the gene HPSE2, whose product is annotated as heparanase 2 (inactive). Bases 189 to 1163 code for a protein of 324 amino acids. The record is from RefSeq and is a predicted model, not a curated record. Gene Ontology annotation, cellular component: extracellular matrix. Lineage: Eukaryota; Metazoa; Chordata; Mammalia; Dasyuromorphia; Dasyuridae. The transcript is spliced from 9 exons.